GACCUGCAAAUAUAAGCCCGGAACCCACCAACUCAUAAUGUCUUCCACUCUUCCAUCCCUCCCUGUAAAGCACCACGAUCUCGUGCCCUGGAUUCGCAACCACCCUGACACCCCAAUUGACGAGCUCAUAAAGCCGUACAACGAACAUGAAGCUGUCGUUCGGAAGCUCUUCGCACAGGAGCCAUCGAAUCCUCUUCUUCAAAACAACCACCUCAACAUAACCCCUUUAUACGACCAAACUGGCAGCAAUGACGUCAGAACUAGGGCCCGAAACCCGGCAGCCGAAACCCCUGAGGUUCGCGAGAAGUAUGUCCUGCCGUUGAGAGACGACGCUCGACGACCCAAUGGCUCUCCAGCCAUCGUUCCCAGUCUCAAUGAGUUCAAGAAGAACUUCAAUAUCUUCUCCGAGCUCUCGCUCAGUGACAUGGACUGGAGCAACGUCGUGGUGGCCGGCAGCGCGGUGGUGACUUCGUUACUGCCGGUACCGGAGAAGUAUCGCAGCUCGAAGCGUGCUUUGCGACAGUUCUACCAUGAUAAAUUUGCGCCGGCGUCGGAUGUUGAUCUCUUCCUGUACGGACUGACCGAGGAGGAAGCGAUUGCUAAAAUCAAGUUGAUUGAGGAUAAGGUGAAGAAUGCCAUCUUGUAUGAGACGACGACGGUGCGCACGAAAAACACCAUCACCAUUGUGUCGCAGUACCCGACGCGUCACGUGCAGAUAGUACUGCGCAUUUACAAGUCCAUUGCCGAGAUUUUGACCGGUUUCGAUGUUGACUGCUCAUGUGCCGCGUACGAUGGCAACCAGGUCUAUGUGUCGCCACGGGCGUUGGCGGCGUAUGUGACCCAGACAAAUCAAAUCGAUCUGAGCCGACGGUCACCUUCAUACGAAAAUCGACUGUCGAAGUAUUCUCAUCGGGGAUUUGAGAUUUUCUGGCCGGCGUUGGAUCGGUCGAGAGUUGAUCCGACUAUCUUUGAAAGAAGCUUUUCAAGAACCGUCGGUCUGGCCAGACUUCUUGUUCUUGAGAAGCUGCCCAGAUCCUCCGACAGAGAACAGUACAUGGACCAAAGACGCCAGGAGCGAGGACGCCCUGCGCGGGUGCAGCGAGGACGCAAUGGGCUGAACGGCAAUAUCAAAGGCGACUGGGAGGACGAGACGCCGGAGUGGAUGGAGGGCGAUGAGGUCUCGGAGUACAAUACAGUGACCAUACCCUAUGGACCUAGAUUUCAUGCGAAGAGAAUCGAGAAACUUCUCUACACUAAAGAUCUGCUCCUGAAUGCGGAGUGGAAUAAGCCCAAAACCAGAGAGGUGCAUUUGCACCGCCAUCCGGCGUUCUUUGGCACUGUGGAGGAUGUCAUCCAUGACUGCUGCGGCCACUGUCCGGAACCAGUAACUCCUGAGGAGAAAGAGGUGGCGGGAAAAGAAAGCAAGACGUACAUCUCGGGUGAAAUCUCGUUCAUCAAAGAUGAUCCUGGCCGUCAGGAAGUUGGAAGCUUCAAUCCCAUCACGGAGACUGAUUGGACGGAAAUGGCAUACAUCGGAAACACCGAGCGUCUGUGCCACGCCAUUGUGGACCACGACUUGGAUGCCGUCAAAGAUUGGCUCGCUGGGGAACCAGCGGAUCCUAAUAGUCGCGACUACACCGGGCGAGCGCCGUUGCAUCUCGCUUGCAUGACCUCCACCCCAGCCAUUGUUCAGUGUCUGGUUGACCACGGCGCUCGAUUGACUGCCCGUGUGGCAGACGGUCGGACGGCUCUUCAUAUUGCGGCUGCCCGAGGUAGUGUGGACAUAGUCAGAAUCCUACUGCAUAAGAGCGAGGAGAACGAAGCCGAGGAGGAUAAGAAGGCAGAGUUGCGAAGGGCCAAGACAGCGCAGGAUGCUGAAGACGCUCUUGAAGAUACUGACGAAGAUGUUGAAGUCAUCAGCAACAAGGACGGCGCAAGCUCGACCGGAUCAUAUGUCCACGUUGAAAAGGAAUCUGAAGAUGCUGACACCCUGCCUGGGGAUGAGAACAACGAAGAGCCAGAUAUUUACGAUAUUAAUGUCAUCUCCUGGGACACCCGCACUUCUCCACUGCAUCUGGCCAUCCUCCACGGACAGGUUGGCGUCGUGGAAGAGCUAGUCAGCUCAUUCGGCGCAGACGUCCUGCUGCCGAUCAAGCUCCUCAACAGCUACGACAACAACCCCCGAGCAGCUAUCCUCACCUUGGUUUUGGCCCUUCGACUGCCUAUGGAACAAGCAAAAGCGAUGACCGAAAAGCUUCUCCGGCUGGGUGCCACGCCGACCCAGGCAGAUCUGGACCACAACACCCCGUUGCAUUAUAUUGCUGCCACCUCUUACCAUGAGUUACUCGAUGUGUUCGUCAAGUACAACAAGCCGGCCACCCAAAAGGCACUCAACCAUUGCGCCACAAACGGCCAGACCUGGAGGCCCAUCAUGUACUCGACCCUGAUGAUGGCGAUCGCCGCCAAAGACAGUGCCACUGCCGUAAGCCUGCUCGAACACGGAGCCCCUCCGUUCCUCGCCUUUGAGAACUGGUUCAAGUCGGCGGCGGCGGGGGCGCCUUACAUCCGCAGUAACCAGGGAGACACAAACAUGGAAAACUUCCGGCACGAUACGACGCAGCCUAUUGUCCAGGCGGUCUUCGAGGAGCUCCCGACAGUCGUUCUCGAGGUCUUAAAACGUGGCGCUGAUCCGAAUACACUGAGCCCUAGUGGUCACAAGGUGCGUGAUUCGGGCUAUGAACCGAGAUAUGACAUGGGGAAGUCUCUGUUGGAUUGUGUCCGGGAUAAACUGCAGGAACUGCGACAAUAUAAGGGCGAACACCAGGUAGGUUCGGAUCUGCGUCAGCUUGAACCGCACGAGGUCUAUCUCGACGGCCUCCAAGAGGGAUCUUACAAGAUGUGGGUGGCCAAGGAGCAAAUCCAGGAUGCGGAAGCCGAGUAUGAAAAGGAAAUGGAGAACCAGCGGCAGCGGGCCCGAAGGUAUGGGGAGGAAGAAGGUGUAGAAGAGAAAAAGGAAGCUGUCAGCAGUCUAAUUCAGGAGUUCGAGAGGGUAGAGCAGACGUUGGUGGACAUGCAGGCGAAAACCUUCCGCGAGAUAUUUCCCGACAUCGAACCGGCUAAACCUGCAGACGUGUCAAACUCGCCACCCUACACCCCCGAGCCUUUCAAGCUGAAGUUUGACUUUCACAUUCACGAACUGACGGACGAAAAGCGAGUGGGGUAUUUCAAACUAUUCGAGGCAGCGUGGAGCGGCGAUCUUCCGACGGUUCAAGCGCUGACACUGGGAAUGUGGGGUGACGAAAAUAAACAACAGCCCCUUCAGAUUAGCGCUAUGGAUUGGAAUCGCAUGACACCGUUCUCUAUCGCCGUACUGCGCGGACAUCUCGAGAUGGCAAACGUCAUGCUGGAGAUCGCGCAGGCACAGUACAAGGUGGUGGAGACGAAAAGGGAUCAGCGGUAUGAGAUGGAUGAUGCAAGUGACGAGGGCGACAGCGACAGUGACGGUAGCGAAGGGAUUCGCAUCACCAGCGAGGUUGUCGAUGAUAAAUUUACCGUCGAUGAUAUCGGAGCUUUGGAUUUCGAUGCCGGAAGCACAGACUCUCCGUCCGACAUGCUGGGUCGAUUAUACCCCGUGUCAAUCUUUAUACAGAAAGCGAACUCCAGCUUCGGGCAGAAGCGGUUCAAGUAUGACGGCCUUUUCGAGUAUGCCAUCUGGACAGACAAUGCCCCUGUCCUGGCAUUAUUACUUGAGAUGGGACAGAAGUACCAGGCUAGGGAUGAGGAGACGGAACCUCGGAUCUACACCAUAGACGAGGAUCUUGUGUACAUGGCGAUCGAACAUGGUCGAACUCGUUGUCUGGAAGAGAUAAUCAGUCGUACUGGCGCGGAUCUGCCUAUCAACGAGCUAGUCAAGAAUAGUGGCGUGCAACUGCAGGAGAAGCCCAAAUACUACCAAGGCCUGUCAAUCCACGGACGGAAGCGUGCCGACUGGGCCGCUGGUGGCAGAGAGACACACCAGCCGGAUACCAACCAGACUCCGCCGCUACUCGUUUCUGCAUUCCGAGGAAGCCUUCCCAGCUGCGAGUAUUUCCUUGGGACGGCUCCAGCACGGCACUACCUGAACUUUACCAAGAGCCAUGCAGAGGACAAACGGUUGAAGCUGCUGGCUCAAUCCAGCGAUGGAGUGGAAAAGUCAAUCACCAAGUGGCUGAGCACAAGAAGUCACCUGGUUCUGCACUGCGCCGUCAUGGCCAAAACGACUCCCGAAUCGACAGAGCUCGUCCAGUACCUCAUCACCCACCACACCGAAUGCAUCGAGGCGAAAUCCCUGGCAGGGCACACUCCGCUAGCUCUCGCAUAUGCCCUGCGUCGCGUUGAAUUUGCCAAACUGCUCAUCAACGCAGGAGCUAACCAGGCCAUCCGAGACGGGAGCGGGAACAACCUGGUCCAUCUCAUGCUCUGCGGCAUGGAGAGCGAUGGCCUCGAGGUUCCCGACAACGUGACCAAGCUCCUGAGCCUGCUCGACACUCGCCUAGUAUAUUCCAUGCUCACCGAACGCUCGUCCGACGGGCCCGGAUCUCUGACCCCCCUCGCCCGCUGGAUAAAUGAAACCCUCGGACGGCGUUACUACAGACGAGGGCUAAACUUCAACCUGGAAACCGACGAACGGGUGGAAAUCGUCCGCUCCAUCCUCGACUUCGCCGCGCCCACCAACCAAAAACACCUCGAAAUGCUCGACGGCACCGGCAACACGCCCGUCCACGACGCCGUCAAAGCCCAGGUCCCUCGCAUCUUCGAACUGAUGAUCGACCGGCGCCCCGACCUGCUGCACCGCGAGAACUCCACCGGCACCACGCCCCUGGAGCUCGCCGUCGACGCGUGGGUCACCGAAGCCACGGCAAACCCACCUUCCCUGCCCAGCAAAACCUCAUCCGACUUCUGGGACGGCCGCGAGGACGAAUGUCGGCCUGUGGUCGACCGCGAUCCCGCAAGCUUCCUCCCCAAGCCACCGCUGACCAGCGAGCGCAAGACGAUCUGCGAUAUAAGUCGCGCACGGGCCGGCACUAGGUCGGAGAAGCGGAAACUGGUGAGCUUGAACGAAGCCAACGAGGUGGCCAAGCGACUAGCGGUGCAGAGCGAGGCCAAGGCGCGGGCGGCGAGGGAUAUGGAGCGGCGGAACGGUGAUGAUUAUGUGGAGGAGGUCUUGAGAACGGAUGAGGUCAUGAAGUGGUAUGGAACGGCGAGGUGCUAUGACCUUAAACGCAACACGUCGAAUUCCCUUGACUGGGGCGACGAAAAGGUCCCCGACCCCGUGCAUCAUGAAAGCGUGGUCCCUGCUAUCGUGACAAUUGAGAAUUUCCGUGUGCUGGGCAUGGAUCCGCAGGAUGAGGAGUUUUAUAUGAACUUUUCGAUGGAGAGGAGGAAGAAGGUUAAAAGGAAGGUGGACAUCCGACUCGUCCCUAUGCUAGCAGUUCUAUAUUUGAUCUCGCAUCUGGACCGGUCCAAUAUCGGCAACGCAAAGAUCGAGGGACUGGUGGAUGAUUUAGGUCUGAGUGGAAUCCAGUGGAAUAUCGUGCUCAGUAUUUUCUUCGUGCCUUAUGUGCUAUUAGGUAUGUCUUCUUCCCUCCGACCCAGCAGACCCAGCUAA
Messenger RNA from Aspergillus steynii IBT 23096, 5647 nucleotides. RefSeq names its product ankyrin repeat protein. The transcript has 8 exons. The record is from RefSeq and is a predicted model, not a curated record. Bases 38 to 5647 code for a protein of 1869 amino acids. Gene Ontology annotation, molecular function: protein binding. Gene Ontology annotation, cellular component: cytoplasm. NCBI's taxonomy places the organism in Eukaryota, Fungi, Ascomycota, Eurotiomycetes, Eurotiales, Aspergillaceae.